AUGGGGUUUGCUGAAAGAGUCGACGUAUUGGCCGGUAGGACGUCCACCGGUGGAAUGAGAGGUAGGAGAUUGAGAUUCCUCAUUACUGUUACUGCCACUGUUGGUUUCUCCCUUUUCGGUUAUGACCAAGGUCUUAUGUCUGGUUUACUUAACGGUGACCAAUUCAAGAAAGAGUUCCCACCAGCUGAUGGUAACUCCACUAUCCAAGGUGCUAUUACUGCUUGUUAUGAAAUUGGUUGUUUCUUUGGUGCUAUUUUUGCCUUGUUGAGAGGUGAUUAUUUCGGUAGAAAACCACUUAUGCUUGCUGGUGCUCUUAUCAUUAUUGUCGGUACCGUUAUUUCCACGGCGGCAAUCAGGCCAUAUUGGCAAACUGGUCAAUUCGUUGUUGGUAGAGUUGUCACUGGUAUUGGUAAUGGUAUGAACACAGCUACCAUUCCAGUCUGGCAAUCGGAAAUGUCGAGAGCUGAAAACAGAGGUAAGUUGGUCAACAUCGAAGGUGCCGUUGUUGCAGUUGGUACUUGUAUUGCUUACUGGAUUGAUUUCGGUUUCUCAUACAUCAACAGUUCGGUCCAAUGGAGAUUCCCCACUGCGUUCCAAAUUGUAUUUGCUGCCUUGUUCUUUAUCGGUCUCACCAGCUUGCCAGAAUCUCCACGUUGGUUGAUUGCUCACCAUCGUAGAGCUGAAGCCCACGAGGUGUUGGGAUACCUUAACGACUUGCCACCAGAUGAUGAUGCUGUUGUUGCUGAGGGUACCACCAUUAUCGAUGCCGUCAAUAGAUUUGCCAAUGCCCAAACUGGAUUCAAGGACUUGCUUACUGGUGGAAAAACCCAGCAUUUCCAAAGAAUGGUUAUUGGCGCCUCAACCCAAUUUUUCCAACAAUUCACUGGUUGUAAUGCUGCCAUUUAUUACUCAACAUUGUUGUUUUACCAAACAAUUUUUGACUAUUCUAAAUACAGAUUGUCUUUGAUUUUGGGUGGUGUUUUCGCAACCAUUUACGCGUUGGCCACCAUCCCUUCAUUCUUUUUGAUUGAUACUGUCGGUAGAAGAAAAUUGUUCCUUGUUGGUGCCAUUGGACAAGGAUGUGCCAUGAUUAUUUCAUUUGCCUGUUUGAUUGACCCAACCACUCAAAAUGCCAAAGGUGCAGCCGUUGGUAUCUACUUGUUUAUUGUGUUCUUUGCAUUCACAAUCUUGCCAUUGCCAUGGAUCUACCCACCAGAAAUCAACCCAUUGAGAACGAGAACCACUGCAUCUGCAGUCUCCACGUGUACCAACUGGAUCACAAAUUUCGCAGUUGUUAUGUUUACGCCUGAAUUUAUUGAAAGAUCAAACUGGGGUACCUACUUGUUCUUUGCUUGUUUCAACUUCCUUUUCGUGCCAGUCAUUUUCUUCUUCUACCCAGAAACCGCAGGUAGAUCAUUGGAGGAAAUCGACAUCAUUUUCGCUAAAGCCCACGUUGAAGGAAGACAACCAUGGAGAGUCGCUGCCACUUUACCUAAAUUGUCAUUGCAAGAAAUUGAAGCGGAAGGUAAUAGUUUGGGAUUGUACGAUGAAGACUUUGAAAAGGACAACUAUGAAACUAAGGAAGACAUUAGUGAUUCAACCAGUAAUAACGGUAAUGGAGGUGCUGCUGGUGGAAUGUUUGAGAAGAACUCUGCCGAGGAAGAUAACACUGCUGCUCCAUCGGAACAAGUUUCAAACAAGGUUUAG
Messenger RNA from Lodderomyces theae, 1707 nucleotides. RefSeq names its product sugar porter family MFS transporter. The record is from RefSeq and is a predicted model, not a curated record. The transcript has a single exon. NCBI's taxonomy places the organism in Eukaryota, Fungi, Ascomycota, Pichiomycetes, Serinales, Debaryomycetaceae. Bases 1 to 1707 code for a protein of 568 amino acids. Gene Ontology annotation, biological process: carbohydrate transport; transmembrane transport. Gene Ontology annotation, molecular function: carbohydrate:proton symporter activity. Gene Ontology annotation, cellular component: membrane.